Naumovozyma castellii is the source of this 489-nucleotide messenger RNA. It is a transcript of the gene APS2, whose product is annotated as Aps2p. The transcript has a single exon. The coding region runs from base 1 to 489 and encodes 162 amino acids. The record is from RefSeq and is a predicted model, not a curated record. Lineage: Eukaryota; Fungi; Ascomycota; Saccharomycetes; Saccharomycetales; Saccharomycetaceae.
AUGGCUAUCCAAUUCAUAUUAUGUUUCAAUAAGCAAGGUGUUGUAAGAUUAGUGAGGUGGUACGAAAUGUGUAAUGGGGGUAUGAAUAGAAAUGGUAACGCUGUAACAAACAACAAUGCUAGUGAUCCAAGUUCACCACAAGAUCUCAUUGCGCAAAUUUAUAGACUGAUAUCAGCUAGAGAUCAUAAACAUCAAAGUAAUUUUGUUGAAUUUUCAGAAAGGACAAAAUUGGUAUACAAGAGAUACGCUGGUUUAUAUUUCGUGAUGGGAAUUGAUCUUCAAGAUGAGGAACCCAUUUACCUGUCGCAUAUACAUCUUUUCGUUGAAGUGCUAGAUGCAUUCUUUGGCAACGUGUGUGAACUGGAUAUCGUAUUUAAUUUCUAUAAGACUUACAUGGUUUUGGAUGAAAUGUUUAUAGGAGGUGAAAUACAAGAAGUAUCUAAAGAUAUGCUUCUGGAGCGUUUGAGUACAUUAGAUAGAUUAGGUUAG